This is a messenger RNA of Rotaria sp. Silwood2, 327 nucleotides long. NCBI's taxonomy places the organism in Eukaryota, Metazoa, Rotifera, Eurotatoria, Philodinida, Philodinidae. The record is from the annotation of a GenBank genome assembly.
AUGGCACUUAGGAAAGAUACUUGUAACAGCGUUGAUCCAAAAGAUUUGUCCGAAGAUUCUCAAGGUCGUCGAUAUGGAUUAGGUUCAUCGGUACAAGCUUUUACCGGACAAGAAAUGAACUCGAAUAAUAAUAAGAAGCAACAAAAGAAGAAAAAAUGCCGUGGUAAUCGAAAACAACAACACCAACGGCGAAGACUACGCCGUCAACAACAAAAACAGUAUAAUACUACUGAUCAUCAUAUGGAUCAAAGUGUUUUAAUUGUGAUAGAUGAUACUGACGAUGAUCCACAAGAAGAUGAACAACAACAACAGAUUCAAGUAUGUUAA